AUGCGUCGGAUAGCCUCUGUAUUUGGCUCAAGGCGUUCAGACAAGCAGGAUGCAGCACCCACCACCCCCAGCAUCGAGCACAGCGAUCUCUCAAGGGACAGCACGAUCAAGAAAAAGCCCGGGGUUCUCAAUUCGCUCUCUCGGAAAGCACUCCAUCCAACAAUGCCCCAGCUCUUGCCCAGCAUCCCUGCGAAUUCCUCCUCUUCCUCAGCAUCCAGCGGUUCAACCGCCCUGCGCACACCGGAGGACGAGCCUCUCUCACGCUCUCUUAGCAAGAAAAAUUGGAAAUCAUGGAUGGGCGGCAAGAAACCUGCCGGCAUGAAUGGUCUACGCAACGAAUGGGACCCGAAACUCGACUGGGAGCCGUUGCCAGCUGCGAAUUUGUUUUCUGCACCACAGAUCGAUCGCAGUGACACUGAGCUUGGCGAUACCUCAUCGCAGUCUGAAGAGUCUGACCGUCAUGUUACCACUCAAUCUUCACUCCGGACGAUCACUCCCCUCAUCAUCGCCCAGGCUCGCUCAAAUCUUCGAACUCUCAUCACAAACAGUUUUCAGCUCAUGCCAUCAUCACCCCCCUUACUCCAGCGUUCAGACCACUUCAUUUCUCCUCGUUCAUGCAAUAUAUCUCGUCUGUUGCCAGUACAAGAAACGAUGGAGUCCAAAAUGCACAAGGAGAACCUGUUGCACCGCCUCGACCGUCUCACUCGCUCCGAGGAACUCUCGAUACUGCCCCUCGGCCUAAGGUCUAAUAUAGCCCCUAAGAAGCCCAUAUCUUCCGAUAACGAUAUAGACAGAUUCCCGCCAAAAAACAAGUUGCUUACCCAUAGUCCAGGGCUAAAUACGUGGUCUUCUCGUCGUUGUUACGAGGACAGAGUGCUUGUAUGGACUCGUGAAGAGGAGUCAGGCGACGUCUACUGUACGCGCGUGACUGGUUCCGAAUUCGGAGUCGCCGCAAUCGAGUUCUCUGAAAGCUUAGAGCUUCUAGCUGGGUUAGUACCUGAGGGCCAUGAUGAGGAAUUUGUGCCCCCGAUAUCAUCAGCAUCAAAUUCUGUUCCAGCAUCUGGCUCUAUUCAGGUAACGCGCACACCUGAUGCGGCCAAGUUGACGCCUUCUCCAGCUCGUGUUAUAAAGAGCCCGACGCCACUGGAGCGCCAGACACCUGUAGACGCUUCUGUUGCAGCAAUUGCAGCACCUGCUAAAAGGGGUGUUCGGUUUGCUGAAGACGACAAGGAUGAUCAGAUUCCUCUCGGUUAUGUUCUACGCAUAAAAAAGAAGCGAGAAGAAAAGGCCAAGUUCCUUCGCGAAGAACGCGAACGGAGAAUUCACGAGGAGGAAAAGCGCAGACAAGAAGAGGAUCGGCAGAAGCGGGAAGCCGAGAGGAGAGAAUGGGAAAAGGAGCGUAAAGCAUGGGAAAGGGAAAAGAAGAUGAUUGAGGAGGAACGACAGAAUAGGGCGUACGCUGAGGAGGUCCAAGCUGCAAGAGCAAGGCGCGAGGCCUCUCGAGCUGGUCAAUCUUUUGUCCCACCCUCGCCGGCCCGGCAACCAGAGCGUUCAGUAGUUCGUCAGCCCUCGUACUCUCGUCCGCAAUACGGCAGAUCUUCGUCGCAGCGACAGCAUGUCCCCGAGCUUGUGCUUUCAAGCCCAAAUCCUUCUCCGAAUGAUGGUUCUCCUGUCAGCUCUCGACCGCCAAGCAUCACUGGAGCCUUACCUGCCACUCCUGUCAGUCAGCGUGGUUUCUCAAGGCCACCAUCCGUGUAUUCGGCCCAUACCUUAUCGUCCUCGGAGGAUGUUCGGGCUCGUGAUGGUCGUCGUGUUAGUAAGCGCAAUUCCAUGAUCGGUGAUUUCACCAAGCAGCCGCUCUCUCCUCAUAUGCAGCCGAAUUUCCUUCCUUAUCCAUCUCAAUGGGGUAGCAUCCCUCCAGUUCCUGUACUUCCUUCUAUGCCAUUUUAUGCUGUGGAUAUGCCUCUCCUUCCCCCAUCUCCUCCUUUCAUGAUGCAGCAAUAUGGCCGUCCACGCUCCUACAAUAAUUCCUCACAAGGUCAACUCUCGCAGUCAUCGCCUCGGCAAAGUACAGCCAGUUUACCCAGGAAUAAUAGCGUAGAAAGGAUGAGUAACCGUAGUUCUCCGUCCAGCCCUCAUACAAGUCUUCCACACCACCAACGCCGCUCUAGUGAUGAGGCAGUGACAAGGACAGUGACUCAGAAGCCUUCGAUUGAUAGGAGAUUAGGCAGUCAACCCGACCUUCGGGAUAAGAGGUCAUCCACAUUACUGUCGUCACCUGGCGCUUACCCCGCCAGCGGCUUGCGGCAAGCAUAUAGGCCACCUCCCGUUUCCAUGCCCAUGCACGCUGUUCCCACUGGUGCAGGUGCAAGGCCCACAUUGACUAUGCAGAGGAGACAAAGUGUGAUCUCAUGA
This is a messenger RNA of Serpula lacrymans var. lacrymans S7.9, 2415 nucleotides long. RefSeq lists its product as uncharacterized. The transcript has 2 exons. NCBI's taxonomy places the organism in Eukaryota, Fungi, Basidiomycota, Agaricomycetes, Boletales, Serpulaceae. The coding region runs from base 1 to 2415 and encodes 804 amino acids. The record is from RefSeq and is a predicted model, not a curated record.